Messenger RNA from Hevea brasiliensis (rubber tree), 4110 nucleotides. Its product is annotated as putative disease resistance protein RGA4. Bases 98 to 3346 code for a protein of 1082 amino acids. Gene Ontology annotation, biological process: defense response to other organism. Lineage: Eukaryota; Viridiplantae; Streptophyta; Magnoliopsida; Malpighiales; Euphorbiaceae. Gene Ontology annotation, molecular function: protein binding; ADP binding. The transcript has 4 exons. The record is from RefSeq and is a predicted model, not a curated record.
CUUUUCAACAUAUUUCUUCUCUUAUUGAAUCAAGACUUUCAGACACUGCAACCACCACCUUCUAAUUCUAUAGCUCUUCCUUCCCUUACAAACAACAAUGGCAGAAGCAUUCCUCUCCGGUCUUGCAAAAGAAAUAAUGACAAAGUUGGGUUCCCAUACUAUCCAGGAGAUUGGCCUGUACUGGGGCUUCAAAGACGAGCUUCACAAGCUCAACAGAAUGGUAUCCACCAUCAAAGUUGUGCUUCUUCAUGCAGAGGAGCUGUCAUCGGAGAAUCGUCAAGUCAAAGAGUGGCUUUCGAUGCUCAAAGAUGCAUUUUAUGAUGCUGAUGACUUGUUGGAUGAGUUAUCACUCAAGGCUUUACAAAAACAAGUUAUGACUGGCACAAGAAUGGCCAAGGAGGUACGCCUUUUCUUUUCCAGCUCAAAUCCAUUUGCUUAUGGUCUUAAAAUGGCUCAUAAGAUUAAGGCAAUCAGAGAAAGAUUAGAUGAGAUAGCUGAAAAUAGGAAGUUUUUCUUGGAGGAGCGCCAUGAGGAGAGGCGUAUUGCAGCUAAUAAGGGCAGGGAACAAACUCACUCCUUUCCACCUGAAGUAGUUGUUGGCAGGGAACAUGAUAAGGAGGCAAUUAUAGAGCUUCUGUUGAAAUCCAAUGAUGAAGAGAAUGUGUCAAUUAUUCCCAUAAUUGGAAUUGGUGGAUUGGGAAAGACAACAUUAGCCCAACUUGUGUAUAAUGAUGAGAAAGUCAAAGGGCAAUUUGAGCUAAAAGCAUGGGCAUGUGUCUCAGAUAAUUUUGAUGUAAAAUUAAUAGUUGAAAAGAUUUUAGAAUCUGUGUCUCGUCAGAAACCUAAUAGUAGCGAGAUGGAUGCAUUGAAAAGUCUCCUUCAUGAAAAAAUUAUUGGGAAGAAAUACUUGAUUGUGUUGGAUGACAUAUGGAAUGAGGAUUCAGAAAAAUGGAAUCGCUUAAAGGACUUGCUAGUUGGUGGUGCAAGAGGAAGCAAAAUAAUAAUAACCACGCGACUUAGAAAGGUUGCAGAGUUGGCUCGCCCCAUUGCUAUGUAUGAAUUACAAGGCUUGCCUAAAUCUGAAUCUUGGUCAUUGUUUGAAAAAAUAGCAUUCAAGCGAGGACAAGUGGUAAGUCAAAGCCAUGAAGAUAUAGGAAGGGAAAUUGUAGCCAAGUGUUUGGGGGUUCCUUUGGCCAUAAGAACAAUAGGAAGUCUCUUGUACUUUAAGGAUUCCGAAUCUGAAUGGUUAUCCUUCGAAAGUAAAGAACUCUCAAAGGUAGAUCAGUGUGAAAGUGAUAUUUUGCCUACUCUUAAGUUGAGUUAUAAUUAUUUACCUUCGCAUUUGAAACAAUGUUUUGCAUAUUGUGCGUUAUUUCCAAAAGACUACAAAAUUGAUGUUGAUGUGUUAAUACAUCUUUGGAUGGCACAAGGUUAUGUUAAGUCAUCGGAUCCGAGCCAAUGUCUUAUAGAUGUUGGUCUUGAAUAUUUUGGUGAUCUUCUUUGGAGGUCUUUCUUUCAAGAAGUUGAAAAAGAUGACCUUGGUAAUUAUAGAACUUGUAAAAUGCAUGAUUUGAUGCAUGACCUUGCAAUGUCGGUUGUUGGAGAGGAGUGUACUUCAUCAAAUUUUGAGGUGGGAUAUACGAAUGAGAAAACUCGCCAUAUAUCAUUUAAAAUUGAUUGGCUCUCACAUGCGGAAGUAAUUUCACCUUCCAUGCUUAAGGCAAACAAGGUGCGGACAUUCCUUUUUUUACGUUCAAGUACGUCUUGUGGCUAUGAGGAAGAAACGCCUCAAAUCAAAGAACUAUGCAACGCAAUGUCUGCAUUGAGCUGUUUAAGGGUGUUAGAUCUACACCAAUUAGGAAUUAUGUCUGUUCCACGUUCAGUUGAGAAAUUGAAGCAUCUAAGGUAUCUUGAUCUUUCUGAGAAUCCAAGUAUCAAAACACUUCCUGAUUCAAUCACCAAACUACAAAACUUACAAAUUCUGAAACUGAUAGGCUGUUACGGGCUUAUACAUUUACCAAAAGACACGACAAGGUUGGUCAAUCUCAGGUGUCUUGACCUCAGAUAUUGUUUUGGGUUGACUCAUAUGCCACGUGGGAUUGGACAAUUGAGUUCACUGGAGAGAUUAUUAAGAUUUGUGGUAGCCAUGGAUAAUACUGUGUGCAGUGGACUCGGUGAAUUACAAGGAUUGAACAACUUGAGAGGAGAGUUGAAUAUUGUGAAUUUGCGUUAUGUGAAAAAUGGUACAUCUGAAUUUAAGGCGGCCAAUUUGAAAGAGAAGCAACAUCUUCAGAGUUUGGCAUUAAAAUGGAAUGAAGACGGUGAUGAUAUUGAGGGUGCAAAUGACGUUGAGAAUGAUGAAAUGGGGUUGGAAGCAUUACGGCCCCACCAAAAUUUGAAGGACCUAUCUUUGUACUCUUACAGAGGAGUGAAGUUUCCCGGCUGGAUUUCUUCCCUCACAAAUUUGAUGUCCAUUCGUUUCUGCUCUUGCAAAAGCAUAAAGCGUCUCCCACCAUUUGAUCAGCUUCUUUCUCUUAAAUCUUUGUGCAUUUCUGGAUUAACUAAUCUAGAGUAUAUAGAUACUGAUGGAGGAUCUUCAUCAUUCUUUCCUUCCCUAACACAACUCUACCUCUUCGACUGCCCUAAUCUGAAGGGAUGGUUGACAUGCCUGAGGAAUGAUGGAACGGCAGACCUCCCUAGAUUUCCUUGUCUUUCCAUUUUGUAUAUCGAUAAUUGCCCUAACCUGACUUCCAUGCCAUUACUUCCGUCUUUAGAAACAUUGCAUUUUAGUGGUAGCGGUGGGAAGCAAUUAGAGCAUAUAAUAAAGAUGAUUAUUUCAGCAUCACAGUCCAGUCCCUCCUCCUCCUCCUCAUCCUCUUCUUUUUCUUUCCCAAUCUCUCAAUUUAAAGAUCUAACCAUUGAGGAAGUUGAGGAUUUAGAAUUUCUGCCAGAGUUGCUGUUUAACCUUACUUCUCUUCAAAGUCUGAUUGUUAAUAGUUGCACAAAUAUAACAACUCUGUCACGUGCUGAGAAUGACAAAGGAACGCAAUGGCAAGCCCUUAAAAACCUCCGUUCUCUAAGGCUUCAUAAUAACCUGAACUUGGUGUCUCUCCCAAGGGGACUUCGGUAUGCUACCACUCUGCAUGUUCUCGAGAUCAGCGAUUGUCGUAAUUUGAUGUCUUUACCAGAGGGGAUGGACAACCUUACUGCAUUACAAUUUUUGUAUAUCAACCGUUGUCCCAACCUAUCAGAAAAAUUUGAAAAGAACGGUGGGGAGAAUUGGCCCGAGGUUACUCACAUCCCAAAUAUUUCUAUCAAUGACAAAGUAAUUCGAGGGAAUGUUUGAUUAGAAAAAUCCUCUGCACUGUCACUGUGAAUCAUUGUCUGGCCUUCUUUAAAUUGAGACGGGGAGGCUGUCAACUAAUUCUGUUCAUCUCAUUCAUCUGUUAAAUUUGGAGAAAUUUGGUAUAUUUUGAUCAGAGUAGCCAUUUGGAGGAGAUUAGAGUUGAAUUACAAAAAUUUUUGAAGUUGAGUUAAAAAUGGCCGAGAGCUUCACAAUCUGCAGCACAACCGAUUUAGCUUAUGUCGCAGGUUGUGUCGAUCGUCAGAUAUUCAGGCCGAAGGUUACACAGCCCGCGACACAACCGAUUCAGCUUAUGUCGUUUUUACUGGAAAUGGCUGACGUGGCAUUUUCGUUACUCUGAUUUUAUACCUCACUUUCUCUGGAAUCUUCCACCUUUUUACCCAUUCUAGGGCAGACCCCUAACCCAUAUAAAACCUCCUUUAACUAUUUUCUUUCCAUAAAGAGGAAGGGAGGCAUUUUUGGCAAGAAAUAAGGGAGAAAGAGAGAAGGACGGAAGCCAUUUUCCAGCAGCUACAGAGGCCAUUUUCUGCACUCUCCAGCAGUAGAUUUAACAGCAUUCUUCUGGGUUUUUCUACUCCUUAGCUUAUAUUCUCAUUAUUUCUUCAUUUAUACACUUGAGUUUGUCUUGAAACUAUGGUUUGUGAGUAGUUAUUUGAGAUUCUAGAGAUGGGUUUGUGAAUAUUGCUUUGUAUUGUGGUUUUGAACUGAUUUAGUCAUUUAAAUGAGAUUUUUUACAUUUUGAUUUA